GCUAGCUAGCCAGUGCAUGGUCAUAUCCAUCUUCUAUCUAUAAGGAGUGUGAGCUGCACCCCCCUAGGGGUUCAUCGAUCAUACUCAGAUAUAGAAGCUCCGAGGUGACCAACAAUGUCACGCAGGAAAGCAGCAGCAGCAGCAGGUGGGCUCAUGUCGGCCAUGGAGGAGGAGACAGCUGAUCAAGAGCUCAGGCGAGGCCCCUGGACCCUCGAGGAGGACAACCUCCUCAUGAGCUACAUUACUUGCCACGGCGAGGGCCGCUGGAACCUCCUCGCCCGAUGCUCCGGGCUUAAGAGGACGGGGAAGAGCUGCCGGCUCCGGUGGCUGAACUACCUGAAGCCGGACAUCAGGAGGGGGAACCUGACGGCGGAGGAGCAGCUGGUCAUCCUGGAGCUCCACGCCAAGUGGGGGAACCGGUGGUCGCGCAUCGCACAGCACCUCCCGGGGCGGACGGACAACGAGAUCAAGAACUACUGGAGGACCAGGGUGCAGAAGCAGGCGCGGCAGCUCAAGGUGGACGCCAACUCCGCCGUCUUUCGCGACGCCGUCCGGUCCUACUGGAUGCCACGCCUCCUCCACGACAUGGCCUCCGCCGCGUCCAUGGCUGCUCCGCCUCCGCUGGUGGCGGAGCAGCAUGGCGGCGCGUCCUGCUCGCAGUCGCCGGUGGCGAUAAUUGGCACCGAGCAGAUGUGCUGCUAUGCCGGCGGCGGCGUCCAGCCCAGCCCGAGCGUCUCGACGUCAGGAUCAACCGCGAUGCUGCCGACGCCGGUGCCCUGCUUCUCCGAGCUCAACUGGGACGAGCCGUACUACUACCCCGAGAUCGAAGGUGGCGCCGACGCCUUGGACUCUGCGGGGUUGCUCGGAAGCCUCGGCCUCGACGGGCUCGACCUAGGGCCCGCGGCAGAGUACUACUCUGACGCGACGCUCCUCGACUACCUCAACUCGAGCUGCACCGCCUCCGCCAUGAACACUAUCGUGAACGCCGGCAGCGGAAACUACUAUAACCACUGUGGAGGCGGCGGCAUGAUCGACGGUGAUCACGCCGGCUCCACAACGACGUCAUGCGAACAGGCGCCGGCGAUGAAGCUAACGGGCGAGUGGGGAGGAGGAAGAAUCUAG
Messenger RNA from Lolium rigidum, 1122 nucleotides. RefSeq names its product transcription factor MYB2-like. The record is from RefSeq and is a predicted model, not a curated record. Gene Ontology annotation, biological process: regulation of DNA-templated transcription. Gene Ontology annotation, molecular function: DNA-binding transcription factor activity; sequence-specific DNA binding. Lineage: Eukaryota; Viridiplantae; Streptophyta; Magnoliopsida; Poales; Poaceae. Gene Ontology annotation, cellular component: nucleus. Bases 115 to 1122 code for a protein of 335 amino acids. The transcript is spliced from 2 exons.